Messenger RNA from Siniperca chuatsi (mandarin fish), 6230 nucleotides. It is a transcript of the gene cmya5, whose product is annotated as cardiomyopathy associated 5. The transcript has 14 exons. The coding region runs from base 56 to 5392 and encodes 1778 amino acids. The record is from RefSeq and is a predicted model, not a curated record. Gene Ontology annotation, molecular function: protein binding. NCBI's taxonomy places the organism in Eukaryota, Metazoa, Chordata, Actinopteri, Centrarchiformes, Sinipercidae.
GCAGAAAAACAACAUUGGGGAACUGCAAAGGGAAGAGCUGGAGGAUACUACCAAGAUGGAGGAGUGUGAGAGCCUGGACUCGGAGAUGACAGAUCUACAGGAGUUUCAGUGUGAGGCUUCAGAGGCCAUCAGCCAGGAUGAUGAAGACGAGGUGGAGGAACUGCAAAACAGUCUGCGAGAGGUUGUGCAGGACCAUUCUGUGAAGCCCAAACUCCAGUGCCUGAUGGUGGAUCCAUCGUUCUCCAUGGUAACUGUUCAGAGCGAGGAUAGUGGUAUUGUUUGGGAGACGGCCUCUAGCCGCUGCUCUACCCCCUGGGCCUCUGAGACCAGCUCCAUCUCCGAAGCCUACAGUAUGGAGGGCUCUGGAGCGGCAGGAAAGAUCACCAUUGUCUUUGAUGAGGAGAAAAUAGUCCGCAGGAGGACGAGGUCUGGAGGAAGGAGCAGCAGGCUGGGGGACAGGCUGAGCCGACCUGGUAGUUCAAGAUCGGCUUCAGCUCUGGGAGUGGAGAGACCGGAGAUGGCGGAGGUUUCUCUUCCUAAUGUCAAACAGGAGAAAGCCGAAACAGAGCCGGACAUGGAGGAAAUCAAAAACAAAGAUCAGCAGCUGUUUAGUUUGAUUUCAGAGGGUUAUGAGAUUCUCAACAUCAGAGUCCCCUCUAAACUUCCCACUGUGGAUGAGGAGGAGAGUACAGAGCUGCAGGACAAUUUGUCUUAUUUGGACGAGACUCCGAAGAUCAGGUCCCGAAACCACCAUGACUGGACACAGCAAAAGAAUCAUGUCCUGCCAGAGGAGGGGGUAAUACUGGAUCACCAAGAGCCCUCAGAGCAAGACUCUCAGCUGUCAGCGGUCACAGAGCUCAGACACACGCCCAGUCAGAAAGAGAGCACCAGCGACAUAGACUACUUCGAGAAGUUUACCCUGCUUGAUGAGGUGGUUCCUGGGGAACAAGCUCCAGAGCUGCAGGAGGAGGCAGAACAUCCUGUAGCAAAGCCCCAAGUAGAGGAGCAAAAGCCUGAUAAGGAGAAAGCCACAGACAGCCCCUCUGCAUCAGAAGACUCCUUUGUCUUUGUUACAGAUGUGGAGCUAGUCGAGGAACACCUGGAUGAGGUCUUCUAUGGAGAAGGAGCUCCUGCUGAGGCACUGCAGCGGAGGGAUGAUAAUGAGGCGGAGGGUGGAGCAGGGAUGAGAAUGAGACGAGAAAGCCAGAGAUCUGGGAAGGAGAGUGGUUCAGUGUUGUUUGGGAGUGAAGAGACCAUCCUCACGCCCAUCUUUAUCUCCCCUGGACCCCCUAAGAUUAUUGACCCCAUCCUGCUGGAGGAGCCCACCGCCAUGUCCUUCAUGUACUCAGACCUUUAUGAGGAUGCUGUAGGCGAGAGAAGGAAGAGCGACGAGGAAUACUCUGAGGCAGAGAGCGUGGCAUCGGAAAAGUCUUAUAAGAGACGUUUAUCAGAUUCAGAGGAAGCGCACGGGUACCUGGAGAAGUUUAUUUUGAAGGAUGAAACUCCCACAGUGGAGGUUCAACCAGAGUCAGCGGAGGAUAAGAUGGGGAGGAGGCUGUGGUCACAGAGUAAGUUUGAAAUGACAGGAUGUCUGACAAGAGUGGUCAAAGAAGAAGACGAGAACAAGACAAAGACAGAGGAAUCACAGACACAGGAGGUCAGUAUUGGAGAUAGGAGUGAAGAUUUAAAACAAGCAACAUUUGAAGAGAAAAGAGAAAUAAUUACAGAAACAGAAAUGGAGAGGGAGGAAAUACAACUAUCCAUGGUGACUGAGGAACAGGCUGUCAGAGAAGCCUCAGAGGAAUCUAUUCAGGACUCUAAACUGAGAGAGGAUCAGAUGGAGGAUCAAGAAGUGGAACAUGAGGUAAAGAGAGACCAGACUGAGCAUCCUGAGAGCAGCACUGAAAAAACAUUUCCUGAAACUCAACAGCUGGACAGUAAAGUAGAGAAAACAGAGGAGAGUGAGGACCAUCAGAGAGAAGUGCCAGCAAAAACAACUAGCAUUGGUGAAACUGAGCAGCCAUGUCAGACACAAGAAGUGGUAGAAAAAACAGCUCAGGUGGUUGCAAAUGUGACAGCGGCGACAGCUGUGAUAGCACCUGUAAGCAGUGAGGUGCCUCACAUCAUCACUAAAUCUGAACUACUGACAGAAACCAGUGAGAGGAGUUUGUCUGAGGAGGCAGCUACUGAGACUAAGAAAGUGGCUGCUGAUGAGAAAGUAGUAACUGAGGCCAUGGCAGAGGCCUCAGCUGAAGUGAAUGAACCUGAGACUGAAAGACAGGAAAUGCUCACCUCUACUGAAAUAGAGACGUCAGCUGAAACGUUGCUAUGUGAGGAAAAAGAAGCAGCAGAAGUUGUUCCUGAAGAUGUUGCACCUGUUGAGGUCAUCACUGACUGUGAUUCUGCAGUACACGCAGUAGUGGAGGUAAUUGAAAAAGCAGUGGAUGAAAAAGAGAUCCAAACUCAAGUUCAGAUUGAUCUUCAGGAGGUAACAAGUGUUGAAACAACAGAUGUUCAAACAGCAGCUCCUGAAGGAGAUGAAGAACAUGAAACUCUAACAGAGAAUACUGCAGUUGAGAGCCAGUUGCCUGGAUGUAUUACUGAAGCUGAUCAGGCGUCUGAGGUUAAAAUUGAGGUUUCAAGUGAAGUAACCAAGCCUGUAAUGCCAGAAGUAGUCGAGACAGAUAAGGAACAGCAUGAAAUUCUUGAGUCCAAGCAGCAUCAACAAGAGGAGUCAGUAACUGGCAGUGAGUCAGACAAAACAAAGCUGAUAUCUGAAGCCAAAGAUAAAACACCCACAGAGGACACUGGGACUGUUGUUCAGGAGAUGGUGAAUGUAUAUGAUGACUUAAUCCUCCUUGUCCCUAAAGGACAAGCUGUAGAGAUGGACAUAGAGAUCGGUCAGUGGUCAGAAAAGACUACAAGUGACACAGUAGCUCUCUCUGAACCUGACAGCACAUGUGAACGUCUCAUAGCACCUGACACCACCACAAUAUGCCCAGAGACUCUUGAGGCACCAAAAGAAGAAACAAUGACAAUGCCUCAACUGGAAGUAAAACCAAAAGUUGUUCUAAAGGAAGAAGCACUACCCAGAAAUGAGUUAGACAAUAGGUACUCUCCUCCUCCACCUGUGGCCAACACAGAGGAGCAGAAGGUGGAGUGGGACUUUGAGGAAGACAAGCGCGUCUUUUCCCCUCUGAGGAGCUUCACUCCCCUGGAGGAUUUGUCCGGGCUACACAAACAGGAUAUACAGUCAGAAGCAGCGGAUGUAGAACAAAAGGAAGAGAUGCACAAGGUGGAGGAUUCCCCAGAAACAAACAUUGUUAAAGAGGAUUCAAGUCCAGAGAUUAAUCUGCACAGAGAGGAUGUAGGACAAAAGAUGGAGCAAGAUGAGGCAGUUGCAGAGGCUCCAGAGGUGACUGCUGAGGAGCUUGAAUAUGAGGUAAUAUCUAAACAGGACGCAAAAGAGAUGCCGGAACCUGAAACACAAAGAGAUGCAGAGGAACCAAAACCUGAGCCUGGUCAGGAGAGAGAAGAGAGAAUGGAGAUGGAGGUGGAGAUGGAGAAGGAGGAGAAAGUAUUUGAUCUGUCCCCAGAGGAAGAGCUAAUUGAGGCUGAUUAUGAAAUCAUUGAUGCAGAGGAGGAGAGGCAAGCCCGGCUGGCUGCUGAGCUAGAGGGGAUGGACUGGUUCUGUCUCACCUGUGGAUGUCUGCUGUCGGAGGACGACUGUGUGUCUGGAGAGCAUCACAGCCAUGAGGUGACUGGUGUGGACAAGGCCUACAAGGAAAUCAAGGAGAAGCUGAGUGAGUGGAUCUCAGAGCUUCAGGGGAGGUCAGAGAACAUUGAGGACUUGGUCUCUGAGCUUGAAUUAGCCUACAACUCUGUAGAGGACCAGUGUGUGGAGAGCGAGGCAGCGAUGCAGGUGCAGAAUGAGGAGAUGAUGGCUCUGGUGAUGGAGCAGUACAACAACAUGUCUGUCAGCAUGGAAGAGGAGAAGAAGACCAAGCUGGAGCAGCUAUAUGACCAGAUUGUCUCCUUCCAGGAGAGCAUCGACUCCACCAAGGCCACACUGGAGACCACGGCCAGAGAGGCUGAGACUGAAGCACGGUCACCCGAAGACAUUCAUGCAAGGCUCAAAGCAGCUCUGGACUCAGCCAUGUCACUGGAGCUGGGUCCCAAGGGACUGCUGGUGUUCGAGGACUAUGCCAAGGGCAACACUUCCAGCUCUCACCCUGCACAGCGCAAGGGAAUCCCAGUGCCUCAGAGGCCUAAGCUGCAGCCUCAGGAGCCAGGCUCAGCCACCAGCACCAGUGUCACUGUUUACUGGAAAGUCAACCCUGGAGAUAUCAUAGACUGCUUCCAGGUCUACUGCAUGGAGGAUCCACAAGGAGCUGUGUCAGAGGAGUACCGUGUGACAGUGAAGGAGAGUUAUUGUGUCCUGGAGGAGCUGGAGCCCGACAAGACCUACAAGGUGUGGGUGAUGGCUGUCAACUAUACAGGCUGCUCUCUGCCCAGCGAGAGGCUCGCCUUCAGAACUGCUCCAUCAGUGCCAAUGAUUGAUACAGAGCGCUGUACUGUCAUGUGGGAUUCAGCCACGCUGCGGUGGAGCUCAACAAAACAGACUUCAGAACAGAGUUACACCUUGGAGUACUGCCACCAGUAUGAACUGGAGGGAGAGGGGCUCAGGUCCAUCUCAGGUAUCAAAAGCUGUGAACAGAGGGUUCUCCUGCAGCCCAAUGUGAAUUAUCUGUUUUACAUCAAAGCUGUGAAUGAGGCUGGAGCCAGCGAACAAAGCGAGGCUGCACUCAUUUCCACCAAAGGGACAAGGUUCCACCUGCUGAAAGCCUCAGCUCACCCAGCUCUGGAGCUGUCAGUGGACCACACCACCCUGCACUACUCUCAGGAAACACAUGAAAACACACCAUCUACAGAUAAACAGUGUCCAUCCAUCUUGGGUGAGUUGUUGCCAGCACAAGGACAUUACUACUGGGAGACCAUUGUGUCAGGAAGCACAGCUUACAGGCUUGGAGUGGCAUACAGCACAGCCAAUAGAAACAGCCCACUGGGGGAAAAUAGCCUGUCAUGGUGUUUGCAGUGUAUCCCUACACCAUCAGGCUGCAGGUAUCAGUUGCUCCACAAUGACGUUCAGUCCAGUGUGUUUGUGAUUGAGAUACCUGAGCGAGUGGGUACUCUCCUGGAUUACCAGCUUGGUCGUCUAUCGUUCUACAAUGCCCAAAGUGGUCAGUUGUUAGGCACUUUCUGCCAGCAUUUCACCCAGCCAUGCCACCCUGCUCUGGCCAUGGAGAUGCCGGGCAGCCUGGAGGUCAGCAUGGUGCUGGAGGUGCCGGAGUUUAGCAAAGACAGCAAGCUCUAUCUGCCUCACACACACUGAGGAGUUUACUGUUCAUGUUGGACAUAUAUUGAUUUGAAUGAUCUUAAAAUGACCAUUAUUGCGAGAAAACUGCAGAUAUGACAGGACAUAAAGGACAUAAAAUAUACUGAUAUCCACAGGGAAUACAGAGGACAUACUGGCUCCCAUUCUUCUAAAGAGGCCUCAUUGAUGGGUUUGUGUUUUUUUAGUGAGAUCAAACCUAAUCAAUGUACUGCUUCAUUGCAAGUUUUUUUCUGAUUGAACAGGGGUUCAAUUUAACAUUUAAUCUUUUGGUAACGGAAAUUAAAUUGUAAAUAUAAAAAACAUGGGAAAGUGAAAAUGAUUGACGGUGUGAAAUACAACUGGAUUGAAAUUUAGUGCCUUGAACUUUUGUCACAGGUGAGUGUCUUGUAUUUUGUUUUGUGAAAGUGAAAUGUUGUGGAUCAUUUUGUAAAUUUGACCAUAACAUACACUGAUGUGAUAGUUUUGUAAAUGUUCUAUGAUUUACUCAUUUUCAGUUUUCUCCUCUUUAAGCCCUCACUGCUAGCUACUGUGAGUAAAGGGUCUGACUGCAUAUUGAAGUCAAACACACACUGUAUCAUUACUGAGAUAAACAAUAGUUAAGGCCUUUUGUCGACACAAAGUUCUUAGUUUAUAGCUCCAAGAAACAUAUUGUAGAACUUGAACUGUGUUUCAUAUUGUGAAUUUGUGUAAAUAACCUUUGUAAACAGAUGUGAUCACUCCCAUAUUUUGUUAUGUGCGACUCAUAGCAAGUGGAGAUUGAUUGUUUUCCUUUCCCUGUCUUGUAAACUGAUUUUCACGUCUGAGCUUAAUGAACAUGUUUAUUUUUCUAUUUGCA